AUGAAGAAAUUUAAGGAUCCUUUUGAAAUUGCAUUUGAGGAGCAAGAUGAAUCGCCCCCUGAAUCCCCCACUGGCCCUGAUGAGAAUGAAGCAAAAACUCCAGGUGCCCUCACUCUAGAUGUUAGUGGAGAUGAUGACAUCGGUAAUAAUCUUCAUCUUACAGACCCUUCAACAUCUGCAGCUGCUUCAAACUCCGUUGCAACUGCUGGCCCUGUUGGCAAGUCUAAAGAAGAAGAUGAAGAGGAAGAAGAGGAAGAGAACAUGGAUGUUGAGCUUGGCAAGUUCCCAUCUAGUGACGAUCCUGAUAAAGUGGCCACUAUGCAGACUAUUCUUUCUCAAUUUACAGAGGAACAGAUGAGUAGGUAUGAAUCAUUUCGAAGAUCUGGAUUUCAGAAAUCAAACAUGAAAAGGUUAUUGACUAGCAUAACUGGAAGUGCCAAAACUUCUAUCCCUAUGACCAUUGUGGUAUCCGGAAUAGCAAAAAUGUUUGUUGGGGAGCUUGUUGAAACUGCCAGAAUAGUGAUGGCAGAGAGAAGGGAGUCUGGGCCAAUCAGGCCAUGCCACAUGAGAGAAGCAUAUAGAAGACUAAAACUUGAAGGCAAGAUUCCAAAAAGAUCAGUGCCAAGGCUAUUCCGCUAA
This is a messenger RNA of Fraxinus pennsylvanica, 639 nucleotides long. The record is from the annotation of a GenBank genome assembly. NCBI's taxonomy places the organism in Eukaryota, Viridiplantae, Streptophyta, Magnoliopsida, Lamiales, Oleaceae.